Messenger RNA from Mercenaria mercenaria, 1586 nucleotides. RefSeq names its product intraflagellar transport protein 22 homolog. The coding region runs from base 99 to 668 and encodes 189 amino acids. Gene Ontology annotation, cellular component: endomembrane system. NCBI's taxonomy places the organism in Eukaryota, Metazoa, Mollusca, Bivalvia, Venerida, Veneridae. Gene Ontology annotation, biological process: intracellular protein transport. Gene Ontology annotation, molecular function: GTPase activity. The record is from RefSeq and is a predicted model, not a curated record. The transcript is spliced from 6 exons.
ACGGCGUGCAUUUCUUCCAGUACCGCCGGAAGUAGAUAUCGCGACAGACGCAUUCCAAGGAAAUCGUCGCUUAAAUACAAGAUUUUUGUGGAUUAAAGAUGUUUAAGGCAAAGAUUUUAGUAUUAGGACCAUGUGAGAGUGGCAAAACUGCAUUGUCAAAUUUCCUAGCAGAUGCAACAGACACUUCUAGCGGGGAAUAUCAUCCAACUCAAGGAGUGAGAAUCCUUGAGUUUGAAAAUCAUAACCCAGGUGCUGGUCAUGGCAGGCAGUCAGCCGUUGAGGUGGAGUUGUGGGAUUGUAGUGGGGAUAAAAAGUUUGAAGCAUGUUGGCCUGCAAUGGCAAAAGAUACAACAGGCAUCAUUUUUGUUUAUAAUCCUGACCAGCCCAAUCAUGAUAAAGAUCUAGAAAACUGGUAUGCAUAUUUUAUAGACGACCAGGGUAUCAAGGAGACGUCUUGUUGUGUGUUUGCUCACCAUAAACCAAGCGCUCCAGACAGAGAGAGAGCACAAUUAUCAACAUGUUUUAGCAACAUACCUGUGGUUCACACGAAUAUAGAGGAGGACAGUGAGUCUGUGAGGAAUCAGUUUAGUCAGUUCCUGGCCAAGUUGACGGUGGCAUUGUCAGACAAGAGAGACCAAGAAGAACUUAGUAUUAUGAACCACCGAUAGGAACUCCUUGUGAUAGACUUUUUGUGUAACUUAUUUAUUUCUUACAUUGACAUAUGACUUGUGUAAUGUGACUUUAAGUUUAAGGCGGAUAAAUUUUAUUCUUUGAGUACUGACAGGCCUUUUUUCAUCAUUUUGGGAAUGCCACCAACACCAGUGAAUUGGGAAAAUGCUCUCAGAAAUUGUCUUAAUUGGGACUAAGUAUUAUGAAUCAUCGAUAGGAAACACCUUGUGAUAGACUUUUUGUGUAACUUAUUUAUUUCUUACAUUGACAUAUGACCUGUAUAAUGUGAUUUUAAGUUAAAGCUGAUGAAUUUAUUCUUUGAGUACUGAUGACGUAGUUAUUAAAGGUUUACAUGUUGCAUUAUCAAUGGGCACAGAUAUAAUAAGAAUAUUAUUAUAAUAAGACACUGAAGUGUAAUGUAACCACACAAUCAAAGCAAGUUUAGUUUAACAAUUUUAUUAUAAGACCAACUUUUCGGCUUUUACAGAGCCUUCUUCAGGGUACCAAGAAUAUUAUUAGAAUGCUCAGUCAGACUGUCUCUUGUUUGAACUUCCGUCUAUCUGCUAUAGUUCUACCCUAGGUCUGCUCUGUGUCGAAUAACCUUGUACAGAUUUUCACCUCCGGAAACAAUGUUCAUAACACAGUUUCCAAGCUUGUCUGUUUAAGGUCAAAGUCACCCCAACUUUCAAAAAUUAUAACACAUGAUUCUUGUCAGCUCCACAUCAGCUUUUCCCUUUGAUUGAUUUAGAUGCAAGGCACAUGUUAUAGUAUGCUGGUAUUCUGCGCAUACUAAACAUAUUCUGGAGAAUGUCAUAUGACUGAAAGUUGUGGUCAGUGGAUUUUGUUAACUAUAAUGGUGGAAUAUGAAAUACUGUUAGAUAUAUGUACAUUUUGAUAAUAAAAUAUUUUGAUAACCA